Messenger RNA from Malania oleifera, 1307 nucleotides. Its product is annotated as serine/threonine-protein kinase ZRK1-like. The transcript has 2 exons. Gene Ontology annotation, molecular function: ATP binding; protein serine/threonine kinase activity. Lineage: Eukaryota; Viridiplantae; Streptophyta; Magnoliopsida; Santalales; Ximeniaceae. Gene Ontology annotation, cellular component: plasma membrane. Gene Ontology annotation, biological process: protein phosphorylation; cell surface receptor signaling pathway. The record is from RefSeq and is a predicted model, not a curated record. Bases 125 to 1165 code for a protein of 346 amino acids.
UUAAAGAGCAUAAUUUUCCUGCUAGUUCUCUUUAUUUUCCUCUCUUUCUUUCACCAGCAAGGACAGUGGGCACAUCAGGCAUUGGAUCAUAUCUAUAUUUCUGACCUUCAAAUUAAAAAGAAACAUGUUGACUGCAUGCUUGAAAAGAAAUAGGAGAAAAGAAGCGACAGCUGAGACAGCAUUGAUGCAAAAUGUUGAAAAGAAUGGUGCAAUGUUACUCAAAGAGGUGAUUGCUUCUUCUUAUGGAAAAUGUUGUCCUAUCCGGUGCUUCUCUGUCGAAGAGCUGAAAAACGCAAUAAACAUCCAUGAUAUAGAUGAUGACUUUAAUACACUAUACAAGGCCUCUCUUCAGGGUAGACCAAUUUGCAUUAAGAAAUAUUCACCAGCUACGAAUAUUAGUUCAGUUAUUAAAGAGAUUGUGAUUGCAUCCUGGAUGAGCAAUCAUAAGAAUGUUCUGAAGCUCUUAGGAUGCUGUUUGGAGACCGAAAUCCCCAUUCUAGUGUUCGAUUUUGCAGAAAUUAUGGGAACUUUGGGCCGUAGUCUUUAUGGUUCCUGCGAACCAGAGUGGCAGCCUCUACCAUGGAAAUGCAGGUUAAGGGUUGCAGUGGACGUAGCAAAUGCAGUUGCAUACCUACACACUGCCCUUCCCACACCCAUCAUCCACAGGGACAUUAAGCCUGAGAACAUUUUUCUGGAUCAAAGUAAUUUUGCCAAAUUGUCUGAUUUCUCUUUUUGCAUAUCCAUUCCUGAAGGCAAAACACAAGUGAAAGUUGAUGUUGUCCCUGGAACGUUUGGAUUCAUGGCACCAGAGCACAUUACGACCUGUUGUUUGACCGAGAAAGCUGAUGUUUAUUCGUUUGGUAUGCUUCUGCUGGUGCUUUUGACGGGACAAAGGUACUUCUGGCACAAAUUUGAAUGUGGUAUAGAUGAUCUUGAUGAAGUAUCCAACCCCGCAAAGGCUUUUGUUGAGAACAACAGGUUGAGUGAGAUUGUGGAUCCUGUAGUAUUGAAAGAGGCAGCUGGAAGGCCUGGGAUGGAGCAGCAGUUGCAGGAUUUUGCAACAGUUGCCCUGAGGUGCAUCAAUUUAACAGUAGAAGAUAGGCCAACAAUGAUUGAUGCAGCAAAACAACUCUUGCAGAUUGAACAGUCUACUCUAGCCCAGUAAAUUGCUUCACUUGGCUCCAUCCAAGUUUGUAACUUUUGAUAACUUUGGUAUUGGACAUUUGGAUUUAUUUUAGUUUAUUUACUUAUCUUUUACUUCAAUUCAGAAAAUAUAGUAUUCGUAAUCUUAAGUGGGUUUGGACUGC